UGAUGCCUUCCGUUUGAUGUGAUUAUUUGUGUUUGGAGCAGCACAUAUCUUGUGAAUGUGUUAACGAUAUCAAGGUUUUAUUUGCAUUUGAAAGUGUAUUGGAAAAAAAAAAUGGUAUCGCAAUCUUGCCUAGCUUUCUUUUUCCGUUUUUCCUUAUAAUUUGGCCGACCAUUCUUAUAAUGUAGGUGAGGAGUUAAAUUUCUCUUGCUUCCACCACUUUGGAACAUGUACCUUUGUAGGGAUUCUAACAAGCAAUGAAAAGGCUUGGGUUGGUGCUGAGAGCUGAGAUUGAAGGCUAUAGAUUGUCCAUCCAAACCCAUAAUAUGUUAUCUCUAAGGAAUGCUUUUCUUGGGACGUAAUCCAAAGCAAAUCGUGCAGUGAACUCCAAGAGUCCUAUAGAGCAACAAACAUUCCUUUGUUUCCACUGUCUUAUCAUGAUCUAUUAUUUAAGACAGAUCCAGGAGACUUUUUAAGUCGGGCAUCAAAGUAGCGGCAUGGAGCUCUCAGCUCUGCUCUUCUCUUCCCUGCUGCUUCUAUUGCUCAGCGGCUCCUUUCCCACUGGCCUUGCAGACAGCAGCCCUCUCCGAGACACGUGUCCGAUGGAUCCCAGGGGUCAAAGAAAGCUCUUCAUGAACGGGUUCUUGUGCAAGGAUCCCGAAACCAUCACGCCGUCUGAUUUCAAGACGUCGAUGCUUGAGAAGGCGGGCGACACCGACAACUUCGUCCGGUCAUCCAUGAACGUUGUGACCGCGACCGAGUUCCCGGGCCUAAACACGCUGGGCCUCUCCGUGGCUCGAACCGACCUGGCCAUGGAUGGCAUGGUGCUGCCUCACUCCCACCCGCGGGCCUCUGAGAUGAUGUACGUGGUUCAAGGCACCGUGAUCGCCGGCUUCAUCGACACCAAGGAUCGGCCGUUCCAGAAGAUCCUGAAGGAAGGUGACGUUUUUGUGAUCCCUCGCGGGCUUCUCCACUUCUGCGUGAAUGCGGGGUUCGGGCCAGCUACCAUUCACUCAGUGCUGAACAGCCAGAACCCGGGCGUUGUGAGCAUCGCCGGUGCCAUGUUCUUGUCAGAUUCUCAUCUGCCUGAGAAGCUGGUGGCCAGGAUGGUGAGCCUCAGAGCUAUGGAGCUGGGCCGCAACCGGACUGACACGGCAUUUCAUGAGUCAUAGUUUGAGUUGGGACAUUUGUCCGUACACGGGGAUCCUUUGUAUAUAUGUCCUUGUUUUCUUAAAAAUGUUAUGCAUUUCUUAUCUAAAAUCAGCCUAUGUUUAUACAAAUUACGU
Molecule: messenger RNA, 1283 nt
Organism: Elaeis guineensis (African oil palm)
Lineage: Eukaryota; Viridiplantae; Streptophyta; Magnoliopsida; Arecales; Arecaceae
Product: germin-like protein 11-1
Molecular function (GO): manganese ion binding
Source: RefSeq, a predicted model, not a curated record